GUGAUGAUGUGGUGUUUUAUUUAGGUAAGAGGAUCUUGCACAUGAAGCUUUUGGUCACCUUAUUACUCCUUUUGGUGAUUAUAUAUACACCCUUAAUUCUUCUUCUUCUUCCCAUUUUCAUUUGUGCAUUAUGGAAUUAUAUGCUUGUGGUUGCCUUUCUAUUCAAAGGAAGUCAUGAGUUCCAAUUCUAACAAGUUGAACCAAAGUAGCAUGCUUCUUGCAAAGAAAUCAAUGAGUGAGACUAAUGAUCAAGGAGAAGUCUUGAAGAUUAAUGGAAACACAAUUUCUAUGAAAAACUAUGCACUUUCAUCUGAAGAGCAGAACAAGCUUAUUUGUGAGAUACAAAGUGCUCUAAAUGAUCAAAACCACGUUAUUGAUAAUGACAAGUUACGGUUAGUUAUAAACACAAUCAUGAAACACUGUUUUGAAUUAUUACAGAUGAAAACACGUUCUGCAAAUGUAGAUGUCUUCAAUGUUGGUUCUGCUACAACAUGUGAACGUAAUCUAUGGUGGAUUGGAGGCUUUCGCCCUUCUCAACUUCUUCAGAUUAUUCUGCCUCAAGUUCAACAUAUGUGCAGCCAGCAACAACUUGGUGUUAUUUAUGAUCUUGGACAAUCAUGUCAAGUAGCAGAAUAUGCUCUUGCACAAGGCAUGGUAAGACUCCAGCAAAAUAUUGAUAAAGCAACACCAACAGAUGACAAAGAGUUUCAACUGACGUAUGUACAUCAACAACUAUGCUUCUUCAAGCAGGCUGAUAAUCUUCGCCAGGAAUUCCUGCAUCAAUUUUCUCGUCUCCUUACAAUUUCUCAGCAAGCUGAAUUCAUAGUUGCUCUCAAGGAACAUCUGCAUAAUCCGCAGUCUCGGAGGAGCUCACUUUGAGAAUUCUCAAGACUCAAGACAAAGGAAAUGAUACUAUAAUAUAAUAAUAUAAAUUAAAUAAACUUUAUUUGCAUCCAAUUAAUUUGGUAUCAAUGUGUGUCCUAUAAAUGUAUUUGUAAUGAGAAAUGUUAGUAACAUACUCAAUUGCAUAUACUUUUCACUUUUCUAUGUAGUCUAUUUUAUUGGUCGCAUUUCAUGAGUUCCUUCAAAUUUAUGUGAAAUCAAGUAAUUUAGUGAGACUCAUUUCUAGACAUAACAGAACCAAUUUAAAUUUGAAAGUGUAUUAAGAAAAUAUGUUAAGAGUGUGUUGAUUGCUCCUUUUUUGUAA
Messenger RNA from Trifolium pratense (red clover), 1207 nucleotides. Its product is annotated as transcription factor TGA4-like. Gene Ontology annotation, molecular function: sequence-specific DNA binding. Gene Ontology annotation, biological process: DNA-templated transcription. The transcript has 4 exons. Lineage: Eukaryota; Viridiplantae; Streptophyta; Magnoliopsida; Fabales; Fabaceae. Bases 175 to 879 code for a protein of 234 amino acids. The record is from RefSeq and is a predicted model, not a curated record.